Diaporthe amygdali is the source of this 1806-nucleotide messenger RNA. RefSeq lists its product as uncharacterized. The record is from RefSeq and is a predicted model, not a curated record. The coding region runs from base 1 to 1806 and encodes 601 amino acids. The transcript has 3 exons. NCBI's taxonomy places the organism in Eukaryota, Fungi, Ascomycota, Sordariomycetes, Diaporthales, Diaporthaceae.
AUGGUGUCUCUCCGGUUCGAUUCGUUGCUGGCACGGCGAAGCAGUGCACAACGGACAACCGUCUAUGUAUCUACCAGACAGCAGGAUGAUGACGACGCUCUCAAGGGUCGCCAGGCGCCCGCUCCUGGUGAGGCUGGUUUCCUGUGGACAAGGGACGACGACGACGACAAGUUCCAAGCAGUAGAUGACGAUGAUGAAGACGACGACGAUUUCCCGACGUCAUUGCCACCUCCACCACCACCGGCCUUCACGCCACCACCGACUCUAACAUCAAGUUCAUCAAGCACAAAGUCAAGCAAAUCAUCUGAGACGGACACGGAUACCGACUCGGAUUCUAGCACCUCUACCACAUCAACAUCGCAAACCACGACACUGUCCAUCCCGCCGAUCUUGACUUCAACCCUAACAACCCCGACCAGCUCUCCCCAAGUAACCAGUCAGCCACAAACAAACCUACCAUUACUUACCAGCUCAGCACUGCCAAGCACAACCAGCAGUGGUGCGAUCUUUGUAGGGACGCCAGGUGGCCAGGAGACAGGAAAACAGCAGAGCGACCGUGGAGGCGACGAUGGACGGCCACGGGGGCCGAGCACCUCUUGCAAAGUCGCCAUAGCCUUCGGUGUCAUUGCCGCUGUAGGACUGAUUGUCGGAUUAUUCUGGGCGGCGAUUCUCAUCCGCCGACGCCGGCGUCGCCACGGCCAAGACGAAGUGAACCCUCGCGACUAUGCCUCUCGUAUUGGUCGGCGAAGCCGUUUCAAUUUCAACCUGCCAUCGAUACCACCAUUGCCAUUCUCCUUCACAUCUCCUCUCGAGCGAUUCUACAAGCCCAAGCCUGAGGCCAUCCCGAAACGUCAGGUCUCCAACCCAUUCAACGCAGUGCACGUCAGCGGCCACAGGAACGCUCGCUCUGACUCGUCUAUUCUCAACGAGGCCAUCCAGGCCGCCUAUCAAAUGAACGGCGGUAGCAAUGACGCGGUGCCACAAGGCUUUUUAGAUGAGAAGCGACGAGAUCCGAAUCAUCUUUUGCCACUGCUUGACCCGGAACCAAUCGAGCAGGCGAGUAUCAGGAAAAGUGUGGUCAGCUGGUUUAAGAGGUCCAGCAGACAUCAUCCACUCAAGCUAAACCCAUCGAGUGGAAACGCGAGUCUCCGCAGCUCCACAGGGAGCACCUUGACUGGCGGAAGGAGAAGCAGACCAGGAAGUCAGGCCACGCUGAGGACCGCCAGUUACCACUCCUCCUCAGGUGAUAGCGCUCUGGCGGAGAGCAGUGGCCCCAGGGGGAUGCAGGACGUUCCUCCUUUGCCAGACUUGGGACUGCAGAAGGCAUACACCAACAACACUGCGCCACCUGCGCCCUCACCAACCGAGUCGUCCAGCGAAUCUGUCACAGCACCACUACCGGUCUUUACCAGGGAUGACGCACAGGCGUACUACAAGUCGAUGUGGGCCGGCUCCUCCGUGUCGGGCGAGACCGAGCGCAUGUCAGCGAUGAGCUCGUGGACUGACGUGACGCGGACAACUAUGGCAGGUGGGCGUUCUAGCGCAAUGAACACCCCGGGCUUGUCACCACCGCCAAGCUUCCAUAUCAAUUCGAACAGAGGUAGCGCGUACCCAGAGACGCCCAUCACUCCUGGGUUUACGAGCACGACGGGUAGCGGCUCGGCUGAGGGCACGAGGACGAAGGAGGACCUGUAUGCGCUGUAUGCGCCGACGAGGGGCAGCGUAGCAGGGAGCGCAGUCGGCUUGGGGCUUCAACAGCAGCUGCAGCAGCAGCAGCAGUCACAAUCCAAGCCUGCGGAUAGUUGA